AUGCCUCAGCAGAAGGACGGGGUCCUCCACGAGGCCCUGCAGCGCCGCCUCAAGCACUUCUCAGUGGGCUUCGACGCGCUCGCCGUCGCCCUGCAGCACACGCUCAGCAAGGUUGAAAUGUUGGAAAAGGAUGAAAAGCAUGCAGACUAUAAUAUAAUAAAACGUGAAUGGAAAGACAAUAAAGUGCUGUUAGAUGAUAUGAAAUGUAAAGUUUCUGAACUGGAAUCUUCAUUAGAAGAAAAAAAUAACAGUUUAAGUCAGCUGAGUAGAGAAUAUGAAGAAUUAAUUGAACAAAAGCAAAAUAUGAUUGAAGAAAAAAGGAUAUUGGAAGAUGACCACAGGACUGCAGUUUCUUCUCUCAAAAAUGAAUUGCAAAUGCAGGUUGAACUUAAUAAUCAAUAUGCUGCAGAACAAACUAAAUUGGUAAAUCUGUAUAGAGAAAAAGAAAGUAAUUUAAUCAGUGAAUAUAAUCAAAAAGAAGAAAAAGCUAGGAAGGAGCAUGAAGAUAUUAUUGCUCAAAUGCGUCAAGAGUUCCUACAACUUGAAGAGAAUUUGAAAUUUGAGAACUCUCAAAUUAAGGAUGAUAAUGAGCGGAUGAAAAAACAGCUUGCUAUAUUUUCAGAAGCUGAUAACAAGGAUAGUCGCUUACAGGCAUCCAUUACAAGAUGUAAUGAGCUGGAGGAGGAGGUACGAUCUCUGCAGUCAGUUCUGGAGUUAAAGCAUCAAGAAUUACAAGAACUGCGAAAGAAUAAUGGAAGCUUAACACGUCAAGCAGAACAAUUACCUAGUGCCUUGCAACGCGUAACAGUUCUCGAGGCUCGAGUGGAGGACCUUCAAGCACAAUUAAAGGAUAAGGGUGAUGUAGAGAGGCAAGCUUCACAACAACAAAUUGCUUUGGUAGAAGCUCUACAAAAAGAAGUCAAUCACAAAAAUAGGUUGGCAUUGCUGACAGAGGAGUUGCAAUGGAAGUUGAAACAGAAUGCGGAAGUUUUUAGUGCUCUUGUUGCCAUGAAUGGUACAUCCGCUAACAUACAAGUGCCCAGUACUUCUGGAACUUCAUCACCUGCUGUAUCACGUAAAAAUACAAAUGGUUUACUCCACUCAAUUUCAGAGUCGGCUUCACCAGCCAAGGCUGAUUGUGAAACUCCAUCAAGAUUAUCAGUAUCAUCACUAAUGAAGAGGGUCAGCAACUCAAGCUACCAAACCUUACGGCCUGACAUGAGUGAUGAAAUUUCUUCUCCACCAUCUUCUCCAAAGAUAAAGGGUAUUGUGGAAAAAAAUGACUCUGUUUCAUGGGUCCUAGACAUGGAAGAGUCUUCAAAGGAGUUUGUAACUCGGUUAGUGAGACGAGCUGGAAGUUUUCGAGGUGCUACACCACCUCCUUCUGGUUCUUCACCUCGCACUCAAACUCUGCCCACAACCAAGCGCAGAUACAAAAGUGGUUCUCUUUCUUUAUCAUCUUCAUCAUCAGCAGUGUUUAGGAGGAGUAAUUCCAAGAAUGACAAUUCGGUUUCAUGCUCAGACCAAGAUCGAGAUCGCACUGAACAUUUCGGUUCAGCCCGAUCAAGAUCACAUUCAGUUUCUGCUGAUUCAGUGGACAGUGUGGACAUUAUUAAUUGGGGACUAAAUAUUUCAGAUUCUUACAAUAAAAUUCCUGAGAACAAUCAUGAAAUUCGUUCACAGGACAACAAACUGUUGAUUUCUGUAAAAAAUUCAGGCAGUAAGACUUUCAUUCCUCAUACAAUUCACAAUGAAAUGGAUAUGAUUCUUACAAACAAUUUGAGCUCGGAUCUUGAGAAAGAUCCAAGUGAGAACGGAGAACAGAAUUGGAAUUGUAAUAUGCCAGAUUUUUCAAAUGAUGAAUCGCCCACUAAAUCAUCUGGCUCAAGUGCCUACACCUCAUCAGAUGAGGAUGUACGCAAUAAUAUUGAUGGUAAAAAUAUUACAUCAAAUGAAAAUUAUUGCCACAGUGAAACAUCAUCCCAUUUGCAGAAUGUUCUCCCUUUUAAUGCUUUAAAUAUUUGUGGCUCGCCAAACACUGCUGAUUUAUCCCUUUUGGCUGCAUGUGCAGCAGCUCAGCCAGCCUUAAUGCCCAAAGAUGCUGCAGGUGAAGCAAUGAUAUCAGAAGAAACAUCAGAAGAUGAAAAUGAUCGAGAUGAAGUAGAUGAUCGUGAUGAGACUGUGUUAUAUUUAUGUUAACAUUGAAAUUUGAAACCUUUCAAUUUAAGGCAUUUGUUUUAUGUAACGGCAAUCAAGGAUAACAAUUGAGAGUUUUAUGGUUGCAUUAUAAUUGAAAUAUUCUCCCAGUGGUUUUAGUAUAAACGAAACAAAAAAUAUCUGAAGAAAACAUACUCAAACAAAUCUCGUAAAUAUGUAAGUCACUUUUUCCUGAAACUAAAUCCAUAAAUUUUUUGUAUACAAAUAUUUAUAUGUAAACAAUUGUAAUGCAGACUUGAAAUGAUACCCUUGGUUGAAGGAAUAACCAGUUACUCUGUUCCAGCAUUUUGAUGUGAUAAUUAAUACAAAGGUAUAGCUUUAGAUUUUAGUUAAGAAACGAUUGCAGUGUAUUGUAUGCUAUGACACAUGUUAUUGUCUAGCGCUUUGAAAGCAUAUAAGCAUAUAUGUAGAACAACAGAACGAUCAAAUGCUUUAAAUGAAAUUUGAAGAUCAUUACAUUAUAUGAGAAUUUUUUAGGUGUAAUGCAUCCUAGAAUGGAGAAUUCCGAUCUAUGUAUUACCAGAGUUGUGACCAUUUACUUUGUCACACAUUAUUAGAGGAGUUGAGUGAAAACCAUUCAUACAGACAACAGUAUUUAAGUGUAAAAAAUGUGAUAGCCCUGAAUAAAUAUGUUUCUUGUGCCCCACUUUGUUUUGCAUUUAAUUAUGGUCUUGGCAGGAUGUGAUUUUGAAAAAAAAAAAUUGUAACACAGAAACUAUUUCAGGGUCUUAUUAUCAGCAAAUGUCAGAUUAUUUGUGCAGCUGACAGUUGAGUGGAAGAUAGGUUAUUGUAAGGUUUGCAUGUUCAGUACAAAAUUAUUCAUUCUGAGUUUAUUAUAAUUUCACUUGCUUUUAACUUGAUCCACAAGAAGACAAGCAUUCACUUGCUAUAGUUUAUUUUAUUUAUUGAUGUGGGAGUCUUCAUAAAAUGUCAUAUUAUAAACAAUAAAGAUAUAACAAAGAUAGUAUAUUGUCUUGAUCAGAUAUUUUAAUAUAAAAUUACAUAGGUUAGGAUUCACAUGCCUGAAAGUUCGAAAAAAAUGGAUGACUUGCUAAAUAUGAAGUGUUAUGUAAUAAAUUGAAUAUCAAACAACAAAAUAUUCUGUGAACUGUGUGAAUGGAUCAAGAAAUGUUACUUGGAUUUUGGGAGUAAAUGAAUGCACAUAUAUUUCAAAAUAGGUAUUGUGUAUUUGCUGAACUAGUCGAAUCAUUAAAAUUUUGUCUCUGAGGCAAAGGAAUACCAAAAAUUAUUAUUUGAAGUGUAACAAACCUUAAUUAGUUAAAACUUUAAUUUUGUAUUCCUGUUGUACUUUAAAAUAAAUUUAAAUUAUAGAUUCAUUUCACAGUUACUUAAACAAGUUGUUUUUCAGCUGUUUUAAAAUACAACAGAAGUUGGAUGAACUAAUACGAAUGCAAGAGGUGAUUGAAGUAGCAAAUAUGUGAUUGAAGAGAUGUAUAUUCUUCUUUCAAGUGUAGGAGUUGAUGUACCAGAAGCAGGAGGAGGGUUUUGAUAAGAAAUUAUUUAAAACUUUUUAAAAAGUUUCUCAUUAAAAAAUCAGACCCACUAAUUUUGUCUACAACCAACCCUAACAGAAUGAUAAACAAUUAAAAGUGUAAUGUCAAUAUCCUCCUCGCAUGUUAAUAUUUACCUUGCAAUUGUUCAAGGUCAUGUUUCUGGUACAUCUUGUUCAUAUUUUGUAUAUUGUAAAUUACUAAUUCAUAUCACAGAUAAGUGUGCAUAAUAUGCUAUAAGUAUUUCACAAUUUUAUGUUUCCAAGUUUAAAGAAUUGGUUCAAAUUUGCUGUUUCUAUUUGUAUUAUAUAAUUUGUUCAUAAAAGUGAAUCAUCAAUUGCAUAUGUUUAGCAUUUGCUGAAAUAAAACAUAUUAUUGAUGACAUAAUGUGUUUUUAUUGUAGUUAGAAAGGGAAAAUAUUAAUUAUAAAGAAUAUAAUAUUACUUUAGCAAGAGUGUCUGUGUUUUGGG
Messenger RNA from Gryllus bimaculatus (two-spotted cricket), 4198 nucleotides. The record is from the annotation of a GenBank genome assembly. Lineage: Eukaryota; Metazoa; Arthropoda; Insecta; Orthoptera; Gryllidae.